UCUGGGGAGGCUGGGGCUGGGGAGGGAUCAGACCCAGGGCACGGUGCCUGGGGUGGUGUUUCUCUACAAGCAGCCUGUUUCUGGAUGUGCUUUCCCACCCUCUUCCUGCCCGCAGGUGCUCAAGGGGAAGCGGGACAGCACGGCCCCGCACGUCUGCGCGGUGGCACAGCGAGCGUACAGGACCCUGCUGCUGCGGCGGCAGGACCAGGCCAUCGUGCCCAUGGGCCGCAGCGGGGCCGGGAAGACCAUGAGCUGCCAGAGUGCGCUGGAGUACCUGGUGGGCAUGGCGGGCAGUGCUGGCGCUGGUUUUGCAGUGGAGAAGAUCCAGGCCAUGUUCACGGUGCUGCGAGCCUUUGGCUCAGUGACCACUGGCCACAGCGGCAGCUCCACGCGCUUCUCCAUGCUCCUGUCGCUGGAUUUCAGCGCCACCGGCCGGAUCACCGCUGCUCACCUUCAGACCAUGCUGCUGGAGAGGAUCCGCGUUGCCCAACAGCCCCAUGGCGAGAGCAACUUCAACGUCUUCCCCCUGAUGCUGGCGGGGCUGGAUGCGGCGCAGAGGACAACGCUGCACUUGCACCAGGCAGCUGAGGGCAACACCUUUGGGAUCAAACCCUUUGCGAAGCCCGAGGAGAAGCAGAAAGCCUCGGCGGCCUUCGCCCAGCUGCGGGCGGCCAUGGGCACGCUGGGCAUGGCGGCGGAGGAGCAGGCGGCCAUAUGGCGCGUCCUGGCCGGCAUCUACCACCUGGGAGCCGCCGGGGCCUGUAAAGUGGGCAGGAAGCAAUUCAUGAAAUUCGACUGUGCGAGCGCGGCGGCGGAGGUGCUGGGCUGCGAGCUGGAGGAGCUGACCACAGCCGUCUUCAAGCACCACCUGAAGCAGAUCCUGGCCCAGGCGACGGCGCGGGGCCGGCGCCAAAAUUAAUGACAUGACUUUGCCUGCUCUUCUCUGACCGUGCUAGGGCCAAAGAUGUCAGGAGUGGAGUGUGUGGAGGGGAUGGCUUCAGGUCUCUAUGAAGAGCUCUUUGCUGCGGUCGUCUCACUUAUCAACAGGUCCUUCUCCUCCCAGCACCUCUCCAUGGCGUCCAUCACCGUGGUGGACACCCCUGGCUUUCACAACCCCCGGCAUCAGCGUGGCGAGCGAGCGGCCACUUUUGAGGAGCUCUGCCGCAACUACGUGCAGGAGCGGCUGCAGGCUCUCUUCUACGAGAAAACCUUCGUUUUGGAAAUGGAGAGGUACAGAGAGGAAAAUGUUGAGGUGUCUUUUGAUCUUCCAGAGCGCUCGCCCCUGGCCACGCUGUCCAUCGUCGACCUGAGCCCCUCACAGGUGCUGCCCCCAGGCCCGGGGUCCGACCGCAGGGGGCUGCUGUGGAUCCUGGACGAGGAGGUGCUGAUCCCGGGCUCCAGGGACAGCGCUGCCUUCGAUCGCCUCUGCUCUUAUUUUGCCACCAAGGGCCCUGAGCAGGAGGGUAAGUUUGGGUCAGCUCAGCUGCCCAUCGUGCGGAGGUGUGAGCAGGAGCUGCACUUCGAGAUCUCCCACCAGCUGGGCACUGACCCCGUGCGCUACGACCUGGCGGGCUGGGUCAGCAAAGCCAAGCUCAACCUCUCGGCGGAAAACGCCAUCCAGGUGCUGCAGCGGUCCAGGGUGGAUGCGGUGAAGGAGCUGGUGUGGGCGCGCUCGCAGGCGCCGCUGCCCUGCCGCGCUGUGGCUGGGCUGGAGGGCCGUUCUCAGACUGCCCUGCACCGCAACGGCUGUGUCAGGAAGACCUUUGCCAGCAGCAUCGCUGCUGUGAAGAGGAGAUCGGUGUGUGCCCAGCUCAAACUGCAGGCGGAUGCACUCAUCAACCUGCUCCGGCGAUCCCAGCUCCACUUCAUCCACUGCCUCGUCCCAGGACCCGGGAUGGAGGGUUUGGAGGGGCCAGGCCCUCACCCCCCUGCGCCGCCCGAUGCAGCCCCACAGCUGGACCUGCCCACCCUGCGAGCACAGCUGGAGGGGACCCAGCUCCUGGAUGCCCUGCGGCUCUACCGCAUUGGGUACGCGGAUCGCCUGCUCCUCACCCAGUUCCGACGCCGCUUCCAGGUCCUGGCUCCAGAUGUGAUGAAGAAAUUCACCUCUGCCUAUGAGGUGCCGGACGAGAGCAAGGCCAUAGAGGAGCUCUUCCAGGCGCUGGAUCUGGAGAAGAGGAGCAUGGCCAUAGGACGCAGCCAGGUUUUCCUGAAGCCAGGGGUCAUCUCCAGACUGGAGAAGCAGCGGGACAAGCUGAUAACCCAGAAGAUGAUCCUGCUCCAAGCAGCUUGCAAGGGCUUCCUCAGUCGUCAGAAGUUCAAGAGGCUGAAGAUCCAGCGCCUCGCUGUCCGCUGCAUCCAGAAGAACCUGGUGGUCUUCCAGGCCGUCAGGCACUGGUCCUGGUGGCAGCUGCUGAGCCGCGUCCGGCCCUUGCUCAGCGUUAACCUCGCUGAGGAGCAGCUCCGUGCUAAAGAAGAGGAGCUGGCGGCGCUGAGACGGAAGCUGGAGAAAUCGGAGCAGGCGUGCGGGGAGCUGAGGCAGAAUGCAGAGAGGCUGGAGAGCAAGAUCAUUGACCUGACGACGGAGCUGUCGGACGAGCGGUACAAGGGUGACAUCACCUGCCAGGCCCUGGACGGGGAGCGGGCAGAGAGGCUGCGGGGCGCCCGCGAGCUGCAGGAGCUGCAGAGCAAACAUGAGCAAGUGCAGAAGAAACUGGAGUUGGUGGAAAAGCAGCUGGAGGAGGCCCAGCAGCUGGUGCAGCUGCGUGAGAUGAAGAUCAGUGGCUCUGGAGGAGAGGAUGAUUGGCAAACACGCUUCGAGUGCGCGCAGACGGAGAUCGCCUUCCUGCGGAAGCGGCUGGGGGGGGCGGGGGGGGGGCUGCGGAAGCGGCUGGCGCAGCUGGAGGAGCGACUGGAGUCCGAGCUGAGCGCCAGGACCGGGCUCGAGGAAAAGCUCGGCGCGGCACAGGCAGCAUGCGAGGCAGCCAAACCAGCCAAGAAGGCGUCCCAGCAGCUGCGGCGGCGCUGCGGGCGGCUGGCCUGCGAGCUGGAGGAUGCACGGGUGCUUGCCGACAGCCAGCAGAGCCGCAGUCACGAGCUGGAGAAGAGGCAGAAGAAGUAA
This is a messenger RNA of Mesitornis unicolor (brown roatelo), 3121 nucleotides long. Its product is annotated as unconventional myosin-XVIIIb-like. Gene Ontology annotation, molecular function: ATP binding; protein binding; cytoskeletal motor activity. Gene Ontology annotation, cellular component: myosin complex. Lineage: Eukaryota; Metazoa; Chordata; Aves; Mesitornithiformes; Mesitornithidae. The annotation marks the transcript as partial. The record is from RefSeq and is a predicted model, not a curated record. The transcript is spliced from 22 exons.